Molecule: messenger RNA, 2253 nt
Organism: Gastrolobium bilobum
Lineage: Eukaryota; Viridiplantae; Streptophyta; Magnoliopsida; Fabales; Fabaceae
Product: LIMR family protein At5g01460-like
Exons: 14
Coding region: 262-1791 (509 amino acids)
Source: RefSeq, a predicted model, not a curated record
CUAUGAAAUUACAUUUAUACCCCGAGCAGUUCCAGCUUUAUUCCUCUCUCCUCGUUAACGGUAACGAGGACAGAACAGUAAUCCCAACUCACCCAUCAAAACCACCACCGUUAACUGUAGCAAACCACCACCGGAGACAAAUCCUCCACAUUUCCCCUCUCUCUUUCCCUCUCUCGCUAAACCGGAUCUAACAAACCCUAACCCUAAUUCCCAAUUCAAUUUGUUUUCUCUAUACGUUCGAUUUGAGGAAUUUGAAUCGACAUGGGCGAUUUCAACCUCGCCCUGGUGAUCGUGGCCGUGGUUGUAUGCAUUAUCGUGUUCCUCUUCAAUGUUUACCUGCUCGUGAACUACCAGCACCCUGAUGACAAGAACCAAGCGUACUUCCCCAAAUUAGUCGUCGUUUUGGGGCUGUCGGUGGCUGCCAUCUCCAUCCUGAUGCUCCCCGCCGACGUGGCCAACCGGCAGGCUUGCCGGCACGCCAUAUACAACGGCGCGUGCAACCUCACGCUCCCGAUGAAGGACCUCUGGCUCGCCGUCUACAUUCUUGAUGCAGUUCUCGUCUUCUUCGUCAUCCCCUUCGCAAUGUUCUACUACGAAGGCGACCUUGACAAGAGUGUGGGUAAAAGGAUUAAGAGUGCGUUGUUGUGGAUGGUGACGACGGCUAUAGUGUGCGCUCUCAUUCUGGGUAUUUUAUAUGGGCUUGUUGGUAAGGUGGACUUUACUGUUAGGCACCUCUCUUCAUCCACAACUUCAUUUCCUGGCACAUGGGGCUUCAAUAGUGGUCAACAAUGUAUUGGAAGUGGUGCCCAUCAGUGCUCAGCAUACUCUGCUAGUCCUUCAUCAGAGAAAACAUGGACCAUGCGUACUACCUUUCCAGAAUAUGUUGUUGCUCUUGCUACCAUUGUUGGAUCUGUGCUUUUUGCUAUAUUUGGUGGCGUUGGUAUUGCUUGUCUUCCAUUGGGACUUAUAUUUUCAUUUAUCCGGCGUCCAAAGGCUGUUAUCACUCGCUCACAGUAUAUCAAGGAAGCAACUGAACUGGGUAAAAAAGCCAAAGAACUAAAGAAAGCAACUGAGUCCCUCCAUCAGGAAGAAAGAAGUGGUUCAAAGGGUAGAAAAUUUCGUAAAAAUGUGAAGGAAGUAGAAAAGGAAUUGUUUCAAUUAGAAGAAGAUGUAAAGCUUCUUGAAGAGAUGUAUCCACAAGGAGAGAAGGCUGAGACAUCAUGGGCACUGACAGUUCUUGGUUAUCUGGCAAAACUUGUUUUGGGAAUUUUAGGGUUGGUUGUUUCAGUGGCGUGGGUUGCUCAUAUCAUUAUCUAUCUAUUAAUUGAUCCUCCCAUUUCUCCUUUCCUGAAUGAAGUUUUCAUCAAACUAGAUGACAUCUGGGGUCUUCUUGGCACAGCUGCAUUUGCAUUCUUCUGCUUUUACCUUCUCCUUGCCGUGAUUGCUGGUGCCAUGAUGCUUGGGCUGAGACUAGUUUUCGUUACUAUACAUCCCAUGAAGUGGGGAGCGACUCUAAUGAAUUCUUUUCUGUUUAAUGUGGGACUUAUCCUUCUUUGUUCCAUUAGUGUGAUCCAGUUUUGUUCCACAGCAUUUGCUUACUAUGCUCAAGCAACUGCAGCCCAGGAAAUAUUUGGCCACACUUUGGAGUCUCUUCGUGGAAUUAAAUAUUUAUACAAGUACAAUGUAUUUCAAAUUGCAUUUGUUGUCUUGGCUGGAUUGACCUUUGUGUAUUAUGCUGCCUUUGGAUGGAGAAGAAGAAAGCCCAGCGGCAGAUUCCAAUUGUCUGCAUGAAGUAUGACUUAGCCUGGAAUAGUAGUAAUCUCUGGAGGGAGCCAUCGGGGAUUCCAUGUCUCUCAUCAUAUUCUUUGGAGUGGUUUUUAUAUUCGGAUGUGUUGUGGUCUAGUUUUGUUUUAUGUUGAAAGCUAUAGAGUAAGCUGAUCAUCAUCUGAGAAGAAUCAUUUUAUACUAGUUGCUUGUGCUGCAACUUUGGUCUUUGCUUCUGUCGUCGCCCUUGUAUGUAUUACUCCUUUGUUUGAUUUGUGUUUUACAUCCUGCUAUGUAAUUAAACGUAUUGUAUUAUGUGCGCACAAGAGUACUAUAUUCCUAGAAUACUCUUUGAUGUAAGACAACCCUGCCAAAGAGGAUGUUGUACAUGCAGGGUCCUUUUAAUCUUUUAUUUUUAUGAUCUUACAUGUUUGUGUAGCUCUUUCUUUGUAUUAAUAGGUUUCAAUAGGAACUUGUGGGGCAUUUAGA